CUGCUCAAUUUUUUUACUUCUAUUUUUCUGUCGUAGUCGAAUCUUUUUCCUUAUAUAUAUCAAUUUACAGAGGCGAAAGAAAGUGUAGAAGGUUAACCUAACUAUAGUUUGCUCGUUGAAUACGAAGAUGUCCAAUCUUCUAAGGGAUUUUUCGGAUCUUCCAAGGGAUAUGGCGGAGGAGGUGACAUCUCUAAGAAGACUCCGAUCUACUUGCAAAUAGUGGAACACUUAAACUAGAUGUAGGAGCUUUGCAAAGAAGCACCUUGGUCGUCAAGCAAAAGUAGCUGCAAAGAAAAGAGAGUUUACGGUGGUCAUGAUGAUGGGUUUUAGGGUUUAUUUGAUGCGCAUAAAUCUUCACAACAACGUUGAAUUAUUCAUGAAACGUGAAGGUAAACUUAUUUUCCCCGACGCUUCAUAUCAAAUCUAUGUACGGCAAGUCUUUCACUGCGACGGUUUAUUGUUAUGCAUCCUGAAAGACAACCCUAGGCUUGUGGUUUGGAACCCGUAUUGUGGGCAAACCCGGUGGAUCGAGACAUCAAAUAAUUCUCACAGAUUAGAUGCGUAUUCGAUGCAGUUUACAUUGUUCAUUUGGCAUUCAGAUAAUCACUUCAAAAUCUACGACUUUAACUCUGAUUCAUGGAGGGUUAUUAAUCUUGAUUUCACUCGAGACUGAAACAUAGGUUAUUAUAGCCAUUUCGUGACUGUGUCUCUUAAAGGAAAUACAUAUUGGUUUGCUGAAGAGGCGUAUUCAGAAACCCCAAGCCAAGGAGACCAUAUUGGUUUCUUACUCUGUUUUGAUUUCACAAGAGAGACAUUUAGGCCGCGUUUGCCUCUGCCGGUUGAGUCGUAUCUUGAAGAUACUCUGUUAUUAUCUAGUGUUAGAGAUGAGCAGCUUGCGGUGUUAUUUCAGCAUAUGGAUACAUUACAGAUGGAGAUCUGGGUGACAACUAAGAUUGAGCCCAACACGGUGUCGUGGAGCAGCAAGUUCUUCUUAUCAGUUGAUAUGAGAGAACUCACCGGCAUUUACUCUAUGUUUUCGUUUAUGGCUGCAAGUUUCUUCACUGAUGAGGAGAAGAAAGUUGCAGUGGUUUUUGAUAAAGGAAAAAAGAGGAAGAUGAUGCGCAAUGCAGCUUACAUUGUUGGAGAGGAUGGAUCCUUGAAAGAAGUGGAUCUUGGAGAAUCUCCAAACAAAAAUCUCCGACCACUUGUGUGCUCUUAUGUUCCAAGUUCAGUGCAACUUGAAUAG
Arabidopsis lyrata subsp. lyrata is the source of this 1246-nucleotide messenger RNA. RefSeq names its product putative F-box protein At3g24580. The record is from RefSeq and is a predicted model, not a curated record. Lineage: Eukaryota; Viridiplantae; Streptophyta; Magnoliopsida; Brassicales; Brassicaceae. Gene Ontology annotation, molecular function: protein binding.